CCAUGAAAUCACUGUAUGGAGAAUGCAAAAGAGAGAGAGGCCCAAGGAGCACAAUCACACGGGUAGAGAGAGACGUGUCGGAUAUAAGACUGGUCGCGUCGCUGCGCGGCGGCUGCGAAAUACUGACCCCAGGGGAUGUUAUCAGCCGAUGCCAGUGUAAUGGGUCAUUUAAAGAUAAAGCGUCGAUUUUAAUAGGCGUCAUUGUCAUCAAUCAAACAUAUGCAGAACUCUACGUUAAUCUGAGCAAGUUUACACGAAGAGUUUCCAGAUUAAUGCUAACAUCACUUCUUUCCCUCUCCGAAUUCUACGGUGUACUUGAAGUAAAUGCAUGUAUGAACAUAUUUACCUACAUACAUAAGAGUACGUGAGUAACGCGGGCCCGAGAGACGCGUGUGCAGCGAAUACUGUGAACGGGUUAACGGUCAAUGAACUUCAUUGAUCUGGGAAAGUUCUUCUGUAGGUAACAGUAUAAGCGUUUACACGUCAUUUCUUUUAUCAAUAUUUAUUCCUUAGUUGAAUAUAGCUUUA
This is a messenger RNA of Papilio xuthus (Asian swallowtail), 528 nucleotides long. RefSeq lists its product as uncharacterized. The record is from RefSeq and is a predicted model, not a curated record. The coding region runs from base 3 to 368 and encodes 121 amino acids. The transcript has 3 exons. Lineage: Eukaryota; Metazoa; Arthropoda; Insecta; Lepidoptera; Papilionidae.